This is a messenger RNA of Juglans microcarpa x Juglans regia, 2293 nucleotides long. Its product is annotated as zinc finger CCCH domain-containing protein 64. The coding region runs from base 54 to 1871 and encodes 605 amino acids. Gene Ontology annotation, cellular component: post-mRNA release spliceosomal complex. Lineage: Eukaryota; Viridiplantae; Streptophyta; Magnoliopsida; Fagales; Juglandaceae. The record is from RefSeq and is a predicted model, not a curated record. Gene Ontology annotation, molecular function: RNA lariat debranching enzyme activator activity; metal ion binding. The transcript is spliced from 11 exons. Gene Ontology annotation, biological process: mRNA splicing, via spliceosome.
CGCCUCUCGACGGAAAAAAAAAAGGCACACCGCACACUGGACAAGAUACACGCAUGUCUCCCCCAAGAAUUCUGCUCUGUGGCGACGUUCUUGGCCGCCUCGACCAGCUCUUCAAGCGCGUCUCAUCGGUCAACAAAUCGGCGGGCCCUUUCGAUGCCCUGCUUUGCGUGGGACAGUUCUUUCCAGACUCGCCGGACCGGCUGGACGAGCUCAUGGAAUACAUCGAAGGCCGGUCCCAAGUCCCUCUCCCCACCUACUUCAUCGGUGACUUCGGUGUCGGUGCGGCUAAGCCCCUAUUAGCGGCUUCCAAGGACUUGGCUAACCAAGGGUUCAAGAUGGACGGCCUUAAGCUUUGCGAGAAUCUGUUCUGGUUGAAAGGCAGUGGCAAGUUCACUCUCCAUGGUUUAUCUGUGGCAUAUUUAUCUGGUAAGCGUUUGUCAGAUGGUCAACAGUUUGGAACGUUUACUCAGGAUGAUGUCGACGUGUUGCGAGCUAUAGCUGAGGAACCUGGAAUUGUGGACUUGUUCCUAACUAAUGAAUGGCCAAGCGGAGUUACAAAUAGAGCAGCCACAUCUGAUCUUCCCCAUGGAUUCUCAGAUUCAUUUGGUGGUGAGUCGAUCAUUGCAGAACUAGUAGCAGAGAUAAAACCACGCUAUCACAUUGCUGGUACUAAAGGCAUAUUCUAUGCUCGUGAACCUUACUCUAACGUGGAUGCUGUGCAUGCGACCCGCUUCUUGGGUCUUGCUUCUGUUGGGAAUAAAGAUAAACAGAAAUUUAUUCAUGCGAUUUCUCCUACUCCAGCCUCUACCAUGUCAGCUGUUGAGCUUAGCAUGAAGUCCUCAAACACUACGUUGUGUCCAUAUGCAUAUUCAGAGCAUUCAAUUCAAGCCAACGAAGCCACAAAAAGGCCUAGUGAUAGUGUUUAUGACUCACAAUACUGGAGAUAUGAUGUCUCUCAAAAACGGCAGAAAUCUGGAGCUGGAGACAGCGAGAAGCUAUGUUUUAAAUAUGUAUCUUCUGGGUCUUGUCCACGAGGGGAAAAAUGCAACUUUCAACAUGAUAGUGCUGCAAGGGAACAAUAUCGGAGAGGUGUUUGUUUUGAUUUUAUUAACAAAGGGAAAUGUGAAAGGGGUCCAAAUUGCAACUUCAAGCACAGUUUGCAGGAUGAAGGUGAUUCUCAUAGGAAACAAGGAUCUGAAAAUGCUAGCACUAAUAGGUCGAAGGAGUGCUGGUUUUGUUUGUCAAGUCCCAAUAUAGAGUCACAUUUAAUCGUCAGCAUAGGAGAGCAUUCCUAUUGUGCUCUGGCUAAAGGUCCACUUGUUCAAGACCAUGUUCUAAUAAUACCUAUCGAGCAUUUGCCUAAUAGCAUUUUGCUACCCCCAGAAUGCGAAAGUGAGGUUCAUAGAUUCCAGAAUAGUCUCAAGAAGUAUCAUAAGCAUCGAGGGAAAUCAGUUGUUUUCUUUGAGUGGGUUUCAAAACGUAGUACUCAUGCUAAUCUUCAGGCUAUUCCUAUUCCAUCAUCCAGGGCAGCUGCUGUUCAAGAUAUAUUUAACUUAGCUGCUGAAAAGUUGGGCUUUAAAUUUGUGGCCUUGAAAAGGGAUGAGAAUUCCAGUGGAAGAAAAUUGUUGAGGACACAGUUUGAUAAGGAUUUUAGCUUCUUCUAUGUUGAGCUCCCUGAUGGCAAAAUAUUGUCACAUUUGGUUGACGAAAACGAGAGAUUUCCUGCUCAAUUUGGACGUGAGGUUUUGGCAGGCUUGCUGAACAUGGCAGAUAGGGCCGAUUGGAGGAAUUGUGCACAUAGCAAAGAAGAGGAAACAAAGAUGGCAGAAGAUUUCAAGAGGGGAUUUCAAGAAUUUGAUCCAAAUAAGUGAUUUCCCAGUAACAGAAGCCAGAACUGAGACAGCAUCCAUUGUAUUGUAACUGCCAUUUACCUCUAAGAUUCUUUAUAAGUUUGUGGCAGAUGUUAUCUGCCUGCCUUAAAAAGUGCGAAGGUGAUUUUUGUGGUGUCCUACAUGGAAGAACACACCUGCUUAAAUGCACACUGCACCUUGAAUCAAGUGGUGUCAAGAGGUAUCCUCAACAUUGAUUUUGUUUUAAGUUGAAGAGGAGAUGAGAGAAGUCAAUGCACUAAUGUCUAAAAUGUGGGGAAUGUUGUUAUAUCGGCUUUUAGUUUUCACAUUUGGAGUUCAGAUGUCUGCUGCAUAUUUACAAAUACCACAUGUAGUCUUAUCCCAUCAGCUGAUGUUGUUCUAACUGCUGUAACUUAAACUCGGAAAUAGCAAUUAUUUCUGCA